Malania oleifera is the source of this 1423-nucleotide messenger RNA. RefSeq lists its product as uncharacterized. Gene Ontology annotation, cellular component: VCP-NPL4-UFD1 AAA ATPase complex. The transcript has 10 exons. Lineage: Eukaryota; Viridiplantae; Streptophyta; Magnoliopsida; Santalales; Ximeniaceae. The record is from RefSeq and is a predicted model, not a curated record. Bases 282 to 1247 code for a protein of 321 amino acids. Gene Ontology annotation, molecular function: polyubiquitin modification-dependent protein binding.
CUGGUGCAAACGUGGCUGCUGCUGACUUCGCGUGCGUAAUACGCAACGGAGCGCAUCUUUAGUUCUCCUAGUUCCUCUGGACCUCUGGCAGCAACAACAUCGCCUUGUCAACUGUCUCUUAAAUUCUUAGGACGACUAAGGGUUUGUACCUUCAACUCUCCAAUCUCUAUCUUUAUCAAUCGAUCGUUCAAGAUCAGAACUUCGCAAGUUGAUUCUUCGUUCUCCUCAGUCGGGAGCUUGGAAGGCUGAUUGCAUUGUGUGACAAUCCAGACUCAGUAGAAAUGUUUUUUGAUGGAUAUGGAUACCAUGGAACGUCAUUUGAGCAAACGUAUCGAUGUUACCCGGCAUCUUUCAUUGACAAGCCACAAAUAGAAAGUGGUGAUAAAAUUAUUAUGCCUCCAUCAGCCCUUGAUCGCCUCGCAUCACUUCAUAUUGAUUAUCCAAUGCUGUUUGAGCUUCGCAAUGAUGGUGCUGAGAGGAUUUCUCACUGUGGUGUUCUAGAGUUCAUUGCAGAAGAGGGCAUGAUCUAUAUGCCAUAUUGGAUGAUGGAGAACAUGCUUUUACAAGAGGGAGAUAUUGUGCGAGUGAAAAAUGUGACCCUCCCAAAAGGGACUUAUGUUAAACUGCAACCCCACACAAAAGAUUUCUUGGAGAUUUCAAACCCUAAAGCAAUCUUAGAGACAACACUAAGGAACUUUUCCUGCUUAACCACUGGCGAUAGUAUUAUGGUGGCAUAUAACAACAAGAAAUACUACAUAGACAUCAUAGAAACAAAGCCUUCUAAUGCAAUAAGUAUCAUUGAGACGGACUGUGAGGUGGACUUUGCUCCUCCCCUUGAUUACAAGGAACCUGAAAAGCCUGCUGCACUAUUACCUUCAAACAAGGCUGCAUCUGAAGCCUCAGAAGCUCCAGCUGAGAAUGAACCAAAAUUUAACCCAUUUAGUGGAGUCGGGAGGCGCUUGGAUGGAAAACCUUUGAAGGAACAGCCUCCGCCACUUUCUUCCACUGGAACCAAAGACAAGAAGCCGGAAGUUAUCGAUGCUGUUGGACGGCCUUCUGCAGGGUCUAGCUCACAAAGUGGUGCUCGGCAGUCUCAGGGAAAGCUUGUGUUUGGUGCAAAUGUAAGCCGUACUCCAAAGGAAACCCACAAGGAAGUUGCAGAGGAGAACAAGCAAGAACCAUCGCAAAAGCCAGAGGAGCCCAAGUUCCAGCCUUUCACAGGGAAAAAAUACUCAUUGAGGGGUUAAUUAGUUUUUUUUCUUCUAACGAUUGAUUUACUUCAACUUGUGCAGCACCCCCGUCUUUAUGUGGCUCUGAAAAUACAAGUGAUUUAUACUAACUGAGAAAUGUUGUAUUAUCAAAGCGAAAAAAAAAACCAGUUAAGAUAUCCUUUUGAAGUAUAAAUUACUACUUUUUUAGCUCA